UUAAAUGCAAUUUUCGUGAGGACAUAAAUUCGCUGAAUAUUCCUAAACACAACAAAAACCUGCAAAAGCAAAUCGAAAUAUGAACCGGACCUCUAAAUCUAAAUCCAGUGACAAGCAUAUCACGAGGAUUGUUUAUUAAACAACGGGACCCUACGUUCUAGAAUUGCUUCUAACAUACGGGACCCGAAACUACGGACAAGCGGUAGGUAACUCGAUCCCUUAUAUCCGUCCCGUGUCCCUCGUUCAACCGCACGAUUUGCAUCGUACAUUAUUUUACAACAAAUUAUAAUUAAUACGUCCACAUUGAACAGUUCCGUGGCAUCGAUAACUUCGAUAAUAUUGUUUGUCGACCCCACACUUUGACCCUACGAUAAGAUGUCUUAGUGUCGUGUUAUUUGGUGUUCGGCCGGCGAAUCGGAUGGUUCAAUAUGGAUCUAUGAUGUGCAACAUGUUUCUGUGUGUGAUUUUUCUGUGUCUGUGCGUAACAGGAUCGGUUUACGGAUCGCCAAAUUCACUAAAGGAUCCGUAUAUUUGUGGGCCACCGUCAUGUGCACCAUCGGAUAAGUUUAAGUAUUUAUUAGACGUAAUCUACCAUUAUGAGUACAAAGUCAAUGUGGAGACAUACUUUGCUGGCUCUAGUAACAAUCGAUCUACUUUGGACGUCCGAACUAUCGCAAAGGUUCAAUUCAUAAGUCCAUGUGAAGGGUUUCUGCAGCUGACAGAUGUCACACUAGUGGAUCAAGAUGAGAACUAUCCCGUGGAAAGGGCCGAGAAGUUCAUACAUGCAGUCUCCUUGUUUGAUCUUAGAUUCGCCUUCCAUGAUGGUAUCAUAUCAGAGAUAUGUCCGGAAGGAGAGGAACCUGACUGGGUGCUCAACUUCAAGAGAGCAAUACUGGCUCUCUUUCAGAACUCCAUGAAAAGAUUUGAUAUUAACUUCAAAGGUGUUGAGCAAGACAUCCACGGCACUUGCAGUGUGGACUACGCGGUGCGAGAGCAGGAGAACACCAGUCUGAUACUGGUGAAGACUCGCGACCUCUCGCAAUGCAGAAACAGAUACAAGUACAUGUCGAUACUGCAGACUGUCCGCUAUGACUUCCAGAGUAAAUUCCAAACAUGGCCGGUACUAAAAUCAGAGAGCAAGUGCCGCAUUACGGUAGACCAUCACAUCUACAAAGCGGUGAACUGCCGAGAGCGACAUCUGUUCGAACCAUUCUCUGGCAAGAACUCUGGAGCCAUGACCACUGUGAUACAAGAUCUGGUGUUGUUGAGAGAGGUUAAUAAAACCGAUACUGAAGUUAUUGAGUCGCAGCCGAAAGCUUGGGCAGUGAUACCCAGACGAUCAAACUUGUUGCAUCAUCAUCUUGUCUACGUGGGUGACGACACCGGCGGUCUUAAAUCGGCUAGGGAUGUACUCAAGUUGCUCUGCAUGGUAAAAGACACAACAGCGGAGAACCAGCACACGUCCAACGUGGACCAGAACAUGGACAGCGGGUCGACAGUGGGCCUGUGGGGCCGCCUGGUGCGCGCGGCGCGGCCGCUGCACUUCCCCGCGCUGUCGCAGCUGCUGGCGCGAGCGCCCAGCAUCUGCAAGUCUGCUACCAAACACAUCCUAGACGCUCUACCCUACAUCGCCAGCCCCGGUUCGGUGGAGCUGAUCAAAGACAUGCUCAUGAAGGAGGACGUCGACCAGGAGACCAGGCACGAGUGGCUCAUGUCCAUGGCUAUGAUACCUAGACCAAAGCUCUUGAUGCUGGACAGCAUGCUCGAGUUACUUCAAAAACAAAAGAACGACAAAGUGAUUAGUUUCACUGUGUCUUCUAUGGUACACUCAUAUUGCAAGCAUAGUGGGAAGGAAUUACGUGAAUGCUGCGAAGAAGAAACACCAAGAGCGAUUUUAGAAGAGUUCCAAACUAUUGUGAAGGACAUUUCAAGUAAAGGAGUUAUUAAGACAAGGGAGGACAGGAAUAAUAUUAUAAUAGCAAUCAAAGCGUUGGGCAACAUCGGAGGUUUCAAACAAGACUUCGCUGAUAUACUGAUCAACAUUAUCGGCGACAGUUACGCGCCCGUACCCGUUAGACUGUCCGCUGUGGAUGCCUUUAGACGGACGCCUUGCGAUGAAACACGUGAAUACUUCCUAGAGAACUUCCGCGCGGACUACAUGAAUAUCGAAGUACGAUUAGCUUCGUACUUGCAAGUCAUGAAGUGUCCCGACCUGGGCACGCUGAGGAAGAUCUUCCAUAGCUUGAGGGAUGAGCCUGUUAAUCAAGCCACAACCUUCGUAUGGAGCCACUUGAAGAACCUAGCAGAGUCUUCUCUCCCGUCCCGGGUAGAGAUCCAGGGCCUACUGUCCGGGAACCAGGUGCCGCACCUGGAGGACAGCCCGGACUUCAGGAUCUACUCCCGGAAUUAUGAGCAGGGCGUGUUCUUUGACCAGUAUAACGCUGGUGGUAACUACGAAGCGAACGUGGUGUUCUCACCGGACUCCUACAUACCGAGAUCUAUGUCUGUGAACUUGACUGUCGACAUGUUUGGCGAGUCUAUCAACUUGUUUGAGAUGAAAAUCCGUGCAGAAGGCUUUGAGCGAUACUUCGAGCGUUUCUUCGGUAACAACGGCACGUUAAACAAGGACAAACUGACGGAAAAGGUGAACAACCUGCGUUUCUUCCGUUCCACCAACGAGGCGGACGAAGUCAGGGAGAAGAUCGAUAGUCUAGAGUACAAGAAUGAGGCUUUGAAACAUAGGUUCCCAAUGGCAGAAUUAGGUAUCAAAGUAUUUGGAAACGAAAUAUCAUAUUGGAACGCUGAAGGUGAUUAUGAAAUUAUGAAGUCGUUAGCAAGAUUGAAUCCGCAACUGAGAGUCCUGGAAAUACUUUCUGGAAAGGAGAUAUCAUACAACAAGGCCUCGCUAUUCCUAGACACGACAUUCUCGGUACCGACCGGCUCUGGUCUCCCGAUGAACAUGAACCUCAUGGGCACCAGCUACGUCAACACAAAGAUGUCCGGUACCGUCACUGAUAAGUAUACCAAGUCAGGGAAUUUGGACUUUGAAGGGAAGUUGAGACCGAGUGUCGCAGUAAACAUAGCAGCUACAAUGAGCGUAGACGCGGGCGGGCUCAGCUCUAGCGGCAUUCGAGUGAACUGGCGCCUCUACACCGCUACAGCAGUAGAGGCUCGCCUUAGUAUCCGCGGGAUGGCGCUACUGAGGCUUGACCUCUCUCUGCCUAUUGAUAAGCAAGAGAUCUUCGCUGCUAAAUCGGAACUGAUAAUCCUGCACGGUGAUAAGGAACUGCAACAGCAAGGCUUGAACAAGAACAGGAUAGAACAGAACACGUGCAGCUGGUCCACCUUCGAUAAAGCCAUCGGUAUCAAGAUGUGUGCCUCUUAUCAGUUCCCGAACAUGACGAAUCUGCACAACGCCCCUUACUUCUUAAUGAGCGGGCCCGCUAAAUACAUUCUGUCGUUAGAGAAAGCUGACCCUACAGCUAACACCUACGCCUUCCAAUACAAAUGGGACAAGAACGAGACGAAUAACGUCAUCAGUUUCUCAUUUGAUACUCCAGAUAGUAAAGAAAAACGUAUGAUCAACGCCUUACUAAGCAUAUCAAACACGUCAAGCUCCGCCUUACUCACUCUCCAAUCAGAGAAAAGCACUCUCAAAGCUAAGGCUAUGUACCGCAACAUGCCGUACGAUAAGUCUCUCUCAGCUAGUCUCGAUGUGGACGGCAGGAAACAGUUUGACACUGUGAUGUCACUGAAGAGACAUGAUAUAAAGUACGGGUACGUCUGGAUACCUCAUGCGUACUGGGUGGUCGAUAAUGAAAGGAUUGCUGAGAUGUCUGGUGUCAUAAAAGUAAAAACAAAAGGCAGUGUGACCCAAUGCGACGUUGACGCGGAAUUCCAAACCAAACAGCUGGCCAGUCGUCUGAUAGGCUACUAUACUAUCAACGGACCGACACACGGUGCCAAACUACAGUUCGACUAUCAGUUUUACAAGAACCCCAAACAAACUAUCAAGAUUGAAGGAGUUUAUAGUGAGAAGACCGGCGCUUUCAGACAUGACUUGUAUGGGGAUCUCUCUAUGCAGUUCACUGCCUACCCUUGGUAUAACUUCUAUACGGUUUUGAGGAAUAUUAAAACCCAAUCUCACAUGGAAGUGGGUUUCAACGUGAGUGCAUCUCGAGAAACGAAGUUAGACCCCGCCUUCACUUUCGGCUUCCAACGCGCGGAGCGUCUGACCGGCAUGAAGCUCGAUACGAGACUGACGCUGCACCGACCAAGACUCAUCGAUAUGAGGUUCCAGUUUGAAGGAAUCGGUCCAAAAUACACCGCUCUAGCGCUUCUAAACUUCAACCCUAAAUCGCGAGAGAUCUUAAUCUCAGGGUCUUUGUACUUCCCGCCCGGGACCCAGUUGUAUUUGAACGCUGAACUCAACAUGACACUGCCGACCUUACACCCUUGUGUCAUCAAGACCAAAGUUCAUGAGAAACAGCUGAAUGAUUAUCAAGUAACUGCCAACGGCAUAUGGUUCACAGGCGUAGACUUCAACGUGGACGCGUCUUACCAAGACCAGUCGAAAACCAAUAUGGCGUCACAUCACCUGAAAGCGUUGAUCAGUAGCUCCCACUUCAAGAACAUCGCGAUGGAUGGCCGGUUCACACAGGAUAAUAGACAGAUCACUUUCAUUGGACAGGGUGAAUACAACGAUGACAAAUACAGGACUCUUCUCCGCUACAUUCUGCUGUCUGAACAGAACUUCACGACUUACGUAGAGUUGGACAUGAGCGGGAAGUCGUACAGCGUCAACUUGAACGCGGACCUUAGUAAUAAUACUAAUGUUAAUAUGGACGUGCAUUUCGAUCAACUCCGCGACCUCCACUUCUCAUUCCAACGCUGGGUCACAGCCCGUCAGAAGCGUCUAAGCGCGGCCUUCAACUGGGACGCGAACCGCGACCCUUCGCAGAAGGUCAGCGUGGACGUGCAGCUCGACAACAAGGGCACUUGGCAUCAUGCUGGGCAUGUGUCGUUAUAUUACCCGGGAAGGAUGGUAAAUGGAGAGUUCGAGUUCCUAUUGAGAGACUGGUUCUGCCAAUGGCACAUCCGCAUGGGCUGGGCGAACAACGCAAACAUACUCUGGCGAGUCAAGAUGUUCUCCGAAGCUCACGACGAGACUGUUUACGCCCUACUCUCUAGCAUGAAUACACCCUUCGACGGCUGGAAGGAUACUAGCUUCAACGUUAUGUGGCGCUACCACGACAAUCUCCAAGCUCUGAACGGCAGCAUGAACUGGCAAGAAGACUACCUCGCUUUCAGUCUCCUAGCCGACUACCUGUUCAAAACAAAUGAGUUCUAUGGGGAAAUCAACGCGGUAGUCAACUCCACGAUACCGACGCUGCCAAAGGCGGCCGCCAUAGCCAAACAUAGGGUGGUGUGGAAGAAGAGCGCUGAUACGCUACUGAGUUUCCAGUACAACGAAGAUGGCCAUCUCCUCAUCAACUCUUCAUGGACUUUAAAUAGAGGUCAUAAUGAAAAUAACAUUACGGGCCGAGUGACGCUACUUACACCGUUCCAAGGCUAUAGGAAAGGUUUCCUCCGCACUGAAUUCGUGUUGGGCCACAAACGAGACAUCAAUGGCAUCACCUAUCUGGACCUCGAAGAGAAAGUUCUCAAGAUUUACGUCAAUGGUCACAUGCGUCGUAUCACGAACAGCAUGCUGGUGGUAAAUGUGACGUCACCGAUGAUCGAGUUCCCGCAGAUGACGGCGCGUUUUGGUUUCGUGGAGGCAGACCGGCAUCUCGUUGCUAUGGUCGUUACGCAGAACUCUACUACAGGUAUCGAAGUACUUCUGAAGUUGAAUACUCUGCAAGACUUCCAUGUUUUUGGUCACGUGGCAUUACCGAUACAGUAUUUGAACAGAGCCAUGAUCACUGCGAAGCGAGCACCUGAAGAGGUGGACUUCAGAGUAGGUUGGGGCAAGAUGGACUUCGGUUUCACUGGCAUCUGGCACUACAAGUCUCCCAUCAACUUUGUAUACUUGUACAAGUUGUAUACACCGCUCGAAGGGUUUGAAGAGAACGGUUUGGUGCUGAAGAAUAUAUACGGGGAUGGGCUGGAUACGGAGGUGUCUGUGAGGCUGUCUACGCAUAAGUUCGGUAUAGCCAUUCUCCUAAAGGACAACGGUAAAGGCCUGCUAGAUGUGCUACAAGACAGGUUCCAGCACGAGUCUCAGGCAGGGUCCGACAUGUUCAUAGAGAACUUCGAUACGAGAGCGCGCGUAGUAUUGGAUACGUUGUACUACCCUACUAUUACGUUUAACGCGCAUCUUAUGAAGUUCGUAGGCCCAGAUGAAGAAGAUAUCUUAGAGGCAAACGCGACACUAUAUCUACCUGAUAAACCGCCUAUUGUACUAACUGAUGUAUUCAUAUUGGAGGAAUACACAGUGAUGAGGAACACAUUAAACUUGGUGACUCCCUUCCAAGCAGUGAAGGAACUGAAGUCUGUGUACACGGUCGAUAUAACACUUGGAGAAAAGAUCAAUGUUACCUGUCUGGUGUUAUUGUAUAAUGGAACUUAUUGGCAUGAGAUCUCAAACAAACUAUACUACGAAUACGAAUGCGGUGAAGACGACACUUACCAGUCGUACGUAGCGUCAGUGGGCAUAGCGACCCCGCUCACAGUACUGCCGGCGCUGGAGGCGCGCGUGGCGGCCCGCCUCGAGGACGCGCUCUGGAAGAUGACCGCCGAUAUAGCCAUGCCCUCAUUCACUAUCAAUGCGCUUGCUAGCUUGGAGUUGGACGACCCAUUCGUGGAGACUUCAGGCAGUCUUAACCUGACAUCAGCAUACCUAGAGGACUACUUCAUUAAGAUGCAGUUCAAGAAAGACUUCUCUGAUGUGGAGAACCUCGUCGGAGGAGGCAUACAGAUACAACAGGGCGAACAGAAUAAUUAUCUCUUCGCCGACGUAGUCUGGCACCCGGCUCCCUCCCGCCACAUGCGCUUCAAGUCUCGCGGCGCGCUCGUACCCGUACUCCCACCUUCAGAACUGAGUCUAAGCUACAGCGAGGAGAACUCGCGAACAUUGUCGGUAGACUUCAACAGCGAAGAGAACUACUACUCGCUGAAGGCUGACCAGGGGCAGACGUCGCUUAGUAUGGCGUUGAGCACCCCGCAUCAAGGAUUCAGAGCAAUGAAGAUAAUAGGAGAGUUUGACGAGGACAACAUCAGAGGGUCGUACGUGACCGACACUUCGGAAUACACCAUCGACGGCAAAGUACUUAGCAGGAAACCACUCGAAAUGGCACUCACUCUAGUACCAAAAGGCGAAGGCGAAAACGUAAAAGUUCACAUAAAGUACGAGAACACUCCUACUGUGUACAUCAUAUCGGCGGACUUUACUGGCGCAGUGACCGCUACACUACACGCUAAAGCGGAAAUGGAGAGCAACUUCACUGAUGUUAAUAUUAAGUUAGACAUCCCGGAGUCGAAAUACAAGGACAUAUACUUCAAGUCUCGCGUUGACAACUAUCCCGGACUCAGAAAAGCGCUCAGCGUGCAAGCUGCCACACCGCUACAAAGACUGCGAUACGUUAAAGGAAAUACUGACUUCUUGUUCGGUCCAAAGACUGGGUUCCUGCUGUGCAAAUACGAACUGCCCGACAUGCAAGGCGAAGGUGACCUCAAGUGGAGCUUCUUACUCGGCGACUUGUUUAUAAGGGCUAUUGGCCAUCAACAUGUGAAAGACAUUGAGAAGAGCGUGGACCUGGACAUCUACUUCGGAAACAGCACCACCCCGGACAUGAUGCAGAAGACUGAUGCCGGCUUUAAGAUGGAUCUUGAUCACGUUUGGCAAAUUGGCGGCAACGCAUCCUUCGGCAUAAUAAUGAACCAGCGCCUCAACCUCAUGAUAAACGUGAUCCUACCGAAACCGAACGUAGACGUCCAUACAUUAUACAUUGACGGCAACAUGGGCACAGCUGACAACCCGCUGAAAACGCUCGAGGCAGAGUACAAGACUGAUGUCACGAAAAUUGUAACUGCGAUUAAGGGUGAUGUACUAUCCCUUCCAGAAAGUCUAGACACGAACUCCACAAUAACAUGGACAUCGAACUCCCAAUACAAGAACAUAGACAACAUAGUGAUAUACAAAUGGGAUGUCAACGGGUCCCACCAUAUAGACUACACGCUGUCCUCCCCGAUAUGCGAAGAUAAACCCACGUUGAAGGUCAAGGGGUCAUACCAGAAGGAUAUGGUACAUGAUUACCAUAUGGUUAAGGGUGAUAUGCAUCAACCAGGAGACAGACAGAUCGGUGAGAUAGACCUACGUUACGGCGGAGUUAAACACACGGACGGGCACUUCAACUUCACUACGCCAUUCAAAAGAUUGCCCUGGUUGAAGUCCAUCUUCGAUAUUAACAACGUAGAAGAACAUUCAGACAACAAAGUAGAUCUAUUCUGGCCAAACAAAACAGCAUCCAUCAACACAACACACCGUUACCACAAGGAAGAUAAAGGUUUCACACAAAACGGAGAAAUAUCACUUUCCAUUCCAUUGGCGCGUCAACAUCUUGUUAACACGGAAUACUACUACAUACAAGGGGACAAAUGGAGCAAUGGAAAUGCAACAAUCGAUUUCGACCGCGAGAGAUUCGUUAAAGGAUGUUUCAAACAGAUUCUGAGUAAGAGUGCCAGGAAUCUGGACCUUGCGACUAUGGAUAUAGAGGUGGAAAACGUUCACACGCCGGUCGGUAUCAAGUACAUACAUGAGUAUGAUGGGAUUGGAAAUAUUGACGUAAAACAAGCCACAGUAUUCCACCUCCACAACGCGACAAAGUUCAACGUGACUGGUAAACUCGACGUGUUUACGUACGACAUCGGUAAAGAUCUGAAGCUUACCGCGAUCCACGGUAACAGGACCUGGACCUUCGAUAACAAGUACGAAGCGGUUGACAGAGAGCUGAAACAAGGCAGCAAGAUCACGUGGGCUGAAGAUGUCUGGUUCAAUUAUGAUAUACAUGUUAAUAACAUGACUACGGAAGAAACCGAGUCCCAACAAAUAAUAAUGAACGUGUGGUACCCACUACGUACAUUCAAUUUGGUCGCGUUAUACAACUUGCAAGACACUCUACUCGACGGUUCGGCACGGUUACAUUGGAAUGUUAAGGAUGAGAAUAAGACGGCUGAAUUGAGAGGGCGGUGGGAGAACCCCCCCGUCAGCGAGGGAAGUCUGCAUAAUGUGGAUCUGUCGCUUGCUCAUCCUUCGUUUAGAAAGGACGUCACUCUAAAAGGUCAAUACCUAAGCACUCCAUCUGUAAUGUCAAACGUUUCAGUAGAACUUCAAUACUCAGAUUAUGAAAACGAAUACCUCAAACUGAAGUCGAUCCUAACAGAUAACUCAGUAGGCCCCGUUAGAGACUACAAGUUCGCCCUGACUUGCAAGCAUCCAUCGACGAACUUGGACUUGGAUAUGAAAUCAGAUAUCAAUAUACGAAGCCAUUGGUAUUACUUUAAUAACUUCUAUCGGUUCCAAAAGUCGCCGUUCUAUGAGAAGUUGCGGCAUAGUAAGUUUUUGAUUGAUUCGGCGAAUAGUGCUGUUAGCUGGGAGCGCGCAAACGACACUUACUUCUACAAAGCGAACGGUACGUGGGAGCUCGUGUACCCAGAAUACACACUGAGGACAUAUGUCAGUCGGCCAACUGGUAACGAUACCGGAACCGCUACACUGUCCAUGAUCAAUAAAUCCUUUAUAGCACAUUAUAACAGUACUGAUGACAUAUCUUACCACAUGAUAGGAAAAAUCGUUGACACCCGUUACGCAAAAUUCAACUCAUGGCGCAACUUCGACGACGUUUUAACCGUCGAUCUCGCUUCGUACAUUCGUCUCAAUCACUCCCGACUGCUCACUAGCGCCAUUAACUGGAGACCUGAAAUCUUCAGUGAGGUCAAAGCCCAAGCAGUUUACACACUAAAACUUUUAUACAGCCAAGUCAAUGACACACUAGUCAUCAUCAAAGAAAUGCCAAUGGAUGCUCACGUAUCGCUGAAAAAGAUCUGGACGGACGCUAAACCAAGAAUCCGAGAGUUUUUGGACGACCUCAACGAUUUACACGUAAUCAAAGACGAUCUAGAUGAAUUCGAACGGUUUUUGAAUCAGUCGUAUGGAAAUAACGAUUUUUACGUCAAAGAUGUCGUUGAAUUUACUUACUAUGUACUAGACGAAAUGGCGAUUAGGAAUCAUUUGGAAAGCUUGCCUGGAAUCGUGAACGACAUGUGGCAGAUUAUGGGCAACACUAGUCAAUCCAUCAAGACCAGUUUGAACUACAUAAUUGACUCUAUAAAGAAGGCUUAUGCGAACUUCUUGGACUCGGUUAACAAAGUUCUUGAGGCAGAUUUUAUGGAACUGGUAUCUGAUAGGCUAGAAGCUAUGAUAUUACAGUACGAUACGUUCAUAAGAGAUUUGCAUAUGAAAUUUUUGGAAUACUGGGAACUGACUUGGGUGAAUGCAACGAAUAGGUUCUCGAAAUACUGGCAUGAAGUUCUAAAGUCUAUUGAACCCCUGUUCUUCCAAGUUCUGCAUUAUACGGAGUCGUUCGUAUUCGCUGUGUGGAAGAGUGUGAUGGAUUUCUUCUAUAAUAGGACUCAGGAGCUGACUGAUUCGCCGUACUUCAACUAUGUGUCGACGCUUGGACAUGAAAUGGAUCGCAUCUACAAGGAUCUAAUGAACAACGAUUUGAUAACGAACAUUAAGAAAUACAGCAAGAAACUAUUCGAUGUCGUAUGGAGUAAGAUUGAGAAGUACAUACCGUUUAAAGACGAGUUUCUACAACUGUACGCGGAGUUCAGAAACGCCUGGCAGAACUUCUUGAAGACGAAACAAGUGGUCUAUGUUAGGGAGAAGUAUCAAGAAGCGUACGUCCGUCUUAAGUGGUGGUACGACUACUUCUUGAUCGGCGAAGCGCUGGAGACUGUCGGAGAGAUACUGUACGCCAAGCUCACCGACAUGACCAAGACCGCUCUGCAAUAUGAAGAACUGCAUCGCACCCCCAAAACGAACUUCAUAUUCGAUCCCCGCGUCGGUGAGAUCCUUCUAGAACAGAAGCUGCCGAUGUCGUGGCACGCCUUCAACAGGACCCCGGACUUCACGGAGAUAUCUGAAUACAGGACUGUUAAGAACUUCAUGGACGAGUGGCUGACCACUAACAAGAGUAUCUGGUCCUUCUACUAUGAUAUCAGGCCGUAUAUGGACUUUGAUAAUCUUAUGCCGCCGUUUGCUGGUAUGGCAAUGAUGACCGGCCAAGGUACUCUAGUAACGUUCGACAAGCGUGUGUUCACCGUGUCCGAGGCCGGAACGUUCCUGCUCUCCAAGGACUACAGACAGGACAACUUCACCGUACUCAUGGAGAGUAAUGAUCAAGGACGGUACAACCUGGUCGUGUUGACUAGGCGAAGUCUUGUACACAUCGACCUGUAUAAACAGGAAGUAUCGAUCGGUCACUCGGUGCUAAGCCUGCCCGCGCAGGUGGACGGGCUGGUGAUCGACCGGCAGACCGACACGCUCUCCGUGCAGGGACACAACGGCCUGGACAUACACUGCAACCUGCUGUUCCACAACUGUAAGCUGGAAGUAUCAGGCUGGUACUACGCGACCCUCGGCGGCCUCCUCGGUACAUACAACAACGAGCAAUACGACGACCUCCAACUCCCGAACAGCACAUACACGACCUCUAUUAACGAGCUCGGUCACAGCUGGAACAUAGUACCGGCCGCCACGCCCACUUACAUAGAGAACAAGGACUUGAAGAAUGAUACUCAAUGUGAUAAGUUCUUCUUGAAUAAGGUGUCGCCGUUGCAUCCGUGCUUCAGUGUUAUCUCGUCGUCUCGUUUCUACCUGGAGUGCGCGCAGGGCGGCGCGGCGUGCGCGCUGGCCUCCGCCUACCGCGAGCUCUGCCAACACCAACACGUGCCCACGCACAUGCCCGACCACUGCCACCAAUGCACGACUCCUCAAGGCGACAUUAUAGAAGAAGGCACAUUCCACAUUCUGCAAUACAUCCCGAACUCAACCGACGUCGUGUUUAUAGUGGAGGCACAGUACUGCAACAAGAACCUUAGGAAGAACAAGAACAUGGACCUCUUUGUAGAGGCAUUUGAUACUAAGAUGCAGGAGAAUGGGUUGUCUGAUAAUAGGUACGCGAUAGUAGGUUUCGGCGGUCGCGGCGUGUACCGCCGUCCGCGCGCUCUGUACGUCAACAACGAGGUGUUCACCAACUCUAUAGAGAUAUCACAACAUCUGGACAACUUUAUCAUCGACAAGGCAGACCUCAUCCGUGGUAACCGUUCAUCUCGCACGGACAUGUUCGCCGCGCUGAGCUUCGCGACUCGCCUCCCGUUCCGCGCCGCCGUGCCCAAGACAUUCAUACUCAUGCCUUGCUCCAAGUGUGACUCUGCGUUUAUGAGGUUGGACUACUCGACAAUCUACCACAAUCUGAUGGAGAGCUCGGUGACUCUGCACGUCUUAAUGGAUGACGACUUUAUGCUGUCCAAGAAACGAGCGGCCAAGUACUUGUUCGGUGUGGACAACACUCUGGCCUAUACGAACAAGGAUUACGAGAGGCUUGUAGGCGAUACUGCGCUCAGGAAGCAAGUGAAGCUGCCUAAAGAAAAGCUUGGGCUGUGCACCUCACUCGCUAUGGAGACCAACGGCACGAUAUUCGCGGGCGCCAAGCUGCAGGGCGACCGGCCCACAGCGCGCCGCUUCUCCACCGUGCUGGGCGCGCGCGCCGCCGCCGCCAGCGCGCGCUGCGCCAGCCCGCCGCGCUGCGAGUGCAGCGAGGGGCGUCUGCUGUGCCGGCCCUGCGCGGACACGCAGCGACUCAUGGAGUUAUCGUUCUUCAACUCGGAUGAUAUUGAUGAACUCAUAGACAUAGCUAUGGAGCCGCCCACGUUGCCCGCAUUUAGAUGAUCAAAGAUCUUAGCUUAACCAAUGAUGUACAAACUUAAUGAGAAAUGUAAUGUUUUAUAUUUAUUAGAAUUAGAAAAUUCUUCAUGGAUUACACAACUUACACAAGCCAUGACAUCUCAAUUAAAAAAAAGAUGGACAGUUUAAAAAUAUUUGGAAACUUGUUUUUGGUAAGUACUAAAGGCCAGUUUUUGAUUGCCCAUUUCUGGGUAUAGCCUCCCAUCUUAAUUAUUGGUCAUUAUGACGAUAGGAUUCGCAACACUACGAAUCAAUAAAAAAAAUACAUGAUUAAAAUACAAGAUUUUAGAUAGUGUAACACUUACACGUACUUAUAAAUAAUUGAAACUUCUUUAAACUUUUUCAAUGCAUGGAUUAAGAAUUCUAAUUUAUUUAAGA
This is a messenger RNA of Trichoplusia ni (cabbage looper), 13348 nucleotides long. RefSeq lists its product as uncharacterized. The coding region runs from base 419 to 12955 and encodes 4178 amino acids. NCBI's taxonomy places the organism in Eukaryota, Metazoa, Arthropoda, Insecta, Lepidoptera, Noctuidae. Gene Ontology annotation, biological process: lipid transport. Gene Ontology annotation, molecular function: lipid carrier activity. The transcript is spliced from 70 exons. The record is from RefSeq and is a predicted model, not a curated record.